AUGCGGGCUCCGUCUCUGCAGCAGUCAACAGAGUCAGCAGUCAAAACACGUGCAGGAGUCAUACCCCCACCAGCAGCCGCGUCGGCACCAUGCGGGCUCGGUCUCUGCAGCAGUCAGCAGAGUCAGCAGUCAAAACGCGUGCAGGAGUCGUGCCCCCACCAGCAGCCGCGUCGGCACCAUGCGGGCUCCGUCUCUGCAGCAGUCAGCAGAGUCAGCAGUCAAAACACGUGCAGGAGUCAUACCCCCACCAGCAGCCGCAUCGGCACCAUGCGGGCUCCGUCUGCAGCAGUCAGCAGAGUCAGCAGUCAAAACACGUGCAGCAGGCGCACCCCCACCAGCAGCCGCGUUAGCACCAUGCGGGCUCCGUCUCUGCAGCAGUCAACAGAGUCAGCAGUCAAAACAUGUGCAGGAGUCAACCCCCACCAGCAGCCGCGUCGGCACCAUGCGGGCUCCGUCACUGCAGCAGUCAGCAGGCUCAGCAGUCAAAACAUGUGCAGGAGUCAUACCCCCACCAGCAGCCGCGUCGGCACCAUGCGGGCUCUGUCUCUGCAGCAGUCAACAGAGUCGUACCCCCACCAGCAGCCGCGUUGGCACCAUGCAGGCUCCGUCUCUGCAGCAGUCAGCAGAGUCAGCAGUCAAAACACGUGCAGCAAGCGCACCCCCCACCAGCAGCCGCGUCGGCACCAUGCGGGUUCCGUCUCUGCAGCAGUCAGCAGGGUCAGCAGUCAAAACACGUGCAGGAGUUGUACCCCCACCAGCAGCAGCGUUGGCACCAUGCGGGCUCCGUCUCUGCAGCAGUCAACAGAGUCAGCAGUCAAAACACGUGCAGGAGUCGUACCCCCACCAGCAGCCGCGUCAGCACCAUGCGGGCUCCCUCUCUGCAGCAGUCAGCAGAGUCAGCAGUCAAAACACGUGCAGCAGGCGCACCCCCACCAGCAGCCACGCCGGCACCAUGCGGGCUCCGUCUCUGCAGCAGUCAGCAGGGUCAGCAGUCAAAACACGUGCACGAGUCGUACCCCCACCAGCAGCCGCGUCGGCACCAUGCAGGCUCCGUCUCUGCAGCAGUCAGCAGAGUCAGCAGUCAAAACACGUGCAGCAGGCGCACCCCCACCAGCAGCCGCGUCGGCACCAUGCGGGCUCCGUCUCUGCAGCAGUCAACAGAGUCAGCAGUCAAAACACGUGUAG
Messenger RNA from Schistocerca serialis cubense, 1185 nucleotides. RefSeq lists its product as uncharacterized. The record is from RefSeq and is a predicted model, not a curated record. Lineage: Eukaryota; Metazoa; Arthropoda; Insecta; Orthoptera; Acrididae. The coding region runs from base 1 to 1185 and encodes 394 amino acids. The transcript has a single exon.